AUUUUGAAUGUUUAGUUCAAUAAAUGUCAAUAUAGAUAUGAAUUUAACUUGAUAAUCAACGGAAAUAGAAACUACAGAUAAGAUUUGAUAAGAACUGUUUGAAAAUAUAUCUAAAACGUUUCAUCCCGUGCUUUCGAAAGUGAAAAUUGCACCCUUUCUUCGGAAUCAAUGAUAAAAUUUUGUAUUUAUCUAAAAUAAUGUGUAUGUUAAAUAACUCUUUUGAUGCCUAUAAUUAAUAUAUUUUUGCUCUUCCACUAUCAAAUGUUGAUGCGAAUUCUAUCCUUUACUAUAACAUAGUCUUCCUUUGAAGAUAUCAGAAAGUGUAUGUGAAUAAAACAUGAAUUGAUGAACCGAAAGUAGAUCUGCAUUGUUUUAAGACAGACUCUCUGUUUACCUCUCAUUAAGAUCACACUUAGUUUGAAUUUUCAUCAGCAAAGUAUAAAAGCUACCAUGAAUAAUCCUGAAUCUCCCGAUCAAAUUGAAUACAUUAGAACAGAAGUGGAGUUCAAGAACUGGAACAGUGAGGAAACUGAAGAACUCAAUUCUUCUCUAAAGAUAUGCUGCAUACCUCUGCCUAGGCGUUUAUUCAUGUUUGUAAAAUAUAUAGCACCCACUCUUAUUUUGCUAGUUAGUUUUGCUGCUGAUAUUUUUAGCGGUGCAGCUGUAGCUUACAGGCAUUAUAGGGAUAACCAUAUUGUAUGGUUUAGUUUGACUAUACUAUUUAUUUGCGCACCUGCUGUCAUGUUCAUUGCUCACGCUGUUUUAAAAACUAUUACAAAUCAAGAUUUCCAUUUCAAGAAGAAAAUACUUUGGAUUGUUUUGUACAUUUUCACAGGAGCUGGAUUGUUACUGUGGCCAUUGUGGGGCUAUGUGAAAAAGCUCACUUAUGCAAUAAGAGCUUUUACGGAUGAAGAAAAUAGCACUGUAUAUUUAGAACAAUACCACAGUACAACCAUACCUAAUGAUGGUAUGCACAAAAUGUUAAAUGCAUUUUUACAAUCUGCUCCUCAAUUGUUGCUACAAUUAUACAUUCUUUUAUCUGCCACUACACCUCAAGAUACAAAUACAGUGAUUGCAGAAGUCAUAUCCAUCAUAUUUUCAUUAAAUGCAUUAACCAUCGUGGUUGUUCACUUUGAAGUAAACAGCAAACACCAUCCUAGCCGAACUGCAACUGCUGAUGAGAAUCAAGAAGUGAGUGAUUUGUGCUGCGUAAUUGUGGAAUAUCUGUGGUGGAUAUUAUCCAUCACAGCACGAGUUCUUGCUUUAGCAUUCUUUGCUUCAGUGUUCAAAUUAUGGGUAUUUGUUAUAUGUGGCAUUCAUGCUGCAACCAUAUCAACAUGCUUGAUAUUCAACCACCCCAGUUAUUCUGUCAACAAAUUUGCAAUUGCAAUUUUCAUGGGUAUAGUUUAUAUCUUUUGCUUUGUUGAGUACAAGGUUGAUUUUGGAAAACUGGGUAGAGUUGUUGGUUUAUACAUUUUAUACUAUGCUUUCACAUUCUGUCAAAAUGUCUGCAUGGUGUUUUCCGCUUAUUUUCUAGCUCCCGGGAAUUAUUCUUUUCAUCUACCAAUCGUAAUUUUUCAUUUUGUCAGCUUUUUUCUUGGUAUAGUAUUCAUGCUAUUUUAUUUAGGCCUAUUGAGACCCUUUUACCUCUCCCUAUUGACCAAAGCAAGUAAGCCACUUAAUACAUAAUUAGCAUUUGUGAUUAAUUGUAGUGCCAAUUGUAAUUUCUCUUUCUUUUACCGGUACAAUUAGAAACGGUAGAAAAAACUAUUUUCUUUUUUAUUUGCUCAGAUUUCAUUCCAUUUUUUUGUAAAAAACUUUCUUUUUACAUUUGUACCUGAAUUUUAUUUAUUACAUUGAGUUGUAGUAUUAUUUUCCUGAGCUUUUGCAGCUAGAAAUAUGUGACUGAUUUUUUCUUAUUUAGUGCUGUCCUUAUAUAAAAUAUGCUGAGUGCUCUCUAAUCACAGACUGAGGUAAACAUUUUGACAAUCCUUGUAAAAAAAAUGAAGUAAAAAGAAUAUUGGUCAUCGCGGGUCACAAAUUACUAUUUCAGCUUGGACAAAAAGAAAUAAAUCUUUUGGAAUCUGACAAAUUGCUAUUGAGGAAGAAUGGAUUAAAAACAUCAAAACAUCUUUGAUUGCAGAAGAAAACAGAUAGUAGUUGAAAGGCAGAAGUAUCUAAAAAUCCCUAUAAGUUACAUUCAGCAAUCUAACAGGUUUUUUUUUUUUUUUAAAAAUAUUUUUUAUUCUCAUCUUCUUCAAUAGAAAUAUCUCAGAUUUCAGAUCCGUAUUUCUUUUUAUCCCAUUUAAAUAUUCUUUUCCAAACAAAUGUGUAAAUUUUUAGCAAGGAUUCUAAAAAUAUUUACUAAGGACUGUGAUUUUGGAUCGCCCUAUAUUUCUUUUCUUUUUUUAUUAAAUAUUUUCCCUGCGUAUUUCCUCUGUUACUUGGUUGGGCUUAAAAUAAUAGAAGAUAGUGCAACCUAUUGUAACAAAUAUCUUUUUGAUGAAAAUUUUUAUUUAUCUUAAUUUUGUUCAAAUAAAUUGAUUAGUUAUAGACAAUUUUACUUUUACAAACAAAGGAUUUGCAGGGAAUGUGUUUAAUUCUGAUAUUUUUUUGUGCCUGAUAAUAGUUACGUUUUUAAGCUUUUUGUCUGGCAUGUUAUUUCAUUUUACAGUUUUAGAAAUGUCCUGUUAUUAUUAUUAUUGUAUAUAUUUUGUGUAGUGUAACACAAAUUGUUGCUUGUUUUUAUUUUUAAAGUGGUGGUCGUUAUAUUAGUUUUCUUUAUGAUCAAUACUUAAAUAAAUAAAUGCCAAAUUUUUUUUAUACAUACUUUUUAGAAAUUCUGAUGCUUGUAUUCAGAUGUGUUAUGUAAUUUUUGAAAUGAUAAGAAAAACUGUUUAUUUGAAGUACUGUUCAUAUGAAAUACUGUACUUUUCUUUUUAAAUUUAAAAUGAAUUUUUUAUUACUUUAAUGAAUAAUUGUUGAAUAAAUUAAGAAAAAAUUAUCUUUUUUUUUUAGUUUUGUGUUUAAUUUAUUGUAUGGUUUAAAAAAAUGACUUAUUUUCUUUUCUGAUAUAAUUUCUUUUUGUUGUAGCUAUUAUACAAAAUUCAAUUAUUUCUUUUUCAUUAUAGCAGUAUAACUUCUAAUGGUAUUAGCUAUUGAUAUAUUCUAAAAAAAAAUUGAAAAUUAUGUAUUGAUCUUGAGCUUUUGCAUAUUUUAUAAAUUUUUUUAAAAAUUAUUUUAUAAAUAACAAAAAGUCUUCUUAUUUUUAUUAAAUUGAAAUAUCGUACAUACUUAAAAUCUCAUUGCAAGAGGCUAAAAUCUAAAGUGCCAAAUUGUGUAAAAUUUCCUUAAAAAAAUAUUUUUAAAUCCAUUAUUAUAUAUAUUUUUUUUUUUUUGCUGCACUUAUGGUUGAAAACUACUUUUAAAUAUCUGCUUAAGUUUUUACUUUAACAUUUUGUAUUUUUUGAUACAAGUAUCAUAAAUAUAAAAUUAUUUACGUAAACAUUAACCGAUUCAGAAUUCCAUCCUCUUUUAGAAAAUGAAUUACAAGUGUUCCAUUUUUCAAAGACGAUACUGUUUUUGAGCGCCAGGUAUUCUUUAUGAACCAGCAGUUCCCCAAAGGUUUUCUGUGGAACCCUAGGUUUCUGUGGCACGUUAAUAGGUUUUCUGAGAAUUAGUUGUUUUUUUUUUUAAUUUUGAAGCCUGUAACUAUAUUUGUAUCCAAUCAAUAAGCCAGAAUUUAUUUAAUAUUUUGGUUAUUUUUUAAAUUCUUUAUAAAAAUUCCCAAUGAAAAAAAAAACUAUAGAAUAAUUAAGAAAUAUAUAUCUACAGUUUUUAAUAACAAUAUAUUAAGUAAAUCACUAAAAGGAUAUGCAUUUACAAAUGGUGCAUACAUAUAUUUCUUUUAAGUUUUCAAUUCAAAAUAGCUAAAUUCAAGAAUAAAGAAUUAUGUUUCUCUAAUAACUGUUCUCAUGGAUUAUAACAGUUAAUUUUCAAAAACAAUAAUUCUUAUUCUUCAACUUAUUUCAAUUUUAUUAUGCAUGUGCCAAAAACAAAUUGGAAGCCACUUUUGACCUGUGGAUUUAAUGACCUAACGUUUGACCUAAUUCUAAUAUUGCUAUUCAUAAAGCUAUAAUAAAAUUUGUUUCUUCACAUUAAAUGUAUUCAGCUUAAUUUGUAGUCUUUUUUAUUAGUAUAUUCGCUGCUGCUAAUUAACUUAAAUAAUAAGGUCCAGGUUUAAGCCAAAAGAUGCUCAAUCAUUUAUGGUUCCAUAGCUGAAAAAAGUUGUUACCAUUGUUAGAAUUUGUGUUGAUCUUGUUUACAGGCUUAGAAAUCACUGGUCAUGGCGCUUUUAGCACUAGAUAAUGCAAAUGGG
This is a messenger RNA of Parasteatoda tepidariorum (common house spider), 4378 nucleotides long. RefSeq names its product XK-related protein 6. Lineage: Eukaryota; Metazoa; Arthropoda; Arachnida; Araneae; Theridiidae. Gene Ontology annotation, biological process: phosphatidylserine exposure on apoptotic cell surface; apoptotic process involved in development; engulfment of apoptotic cell. Gene Ontology annotation, cellular component: plasma membrane. The record is from RefSeq and is a predicted model, not a curated record.